Messenger RNA from Melanotaenia boesemani (Boeseman's rainbowfish), 8112 nucleotides. RefSeq names its product arf-GAP with Rho-GAP domain, ANK repeat and PH domain-containing protein 1-like. The coding region runs from base 7 to 4665 and encodes 1552 amino acids. The transcript is spliced from 32 exons. The record is from RefSeq and is a predicted model, not a curated record. Gene Ontology annotation, biological process: positive regulation of GTPase activity; signal transduction. Gene Ontology annotation, molecular function: phosphatidylinositol-3,4,5-trisphosphate binding; GTPase activator activity. NCBI's taxonomy places the organism in Eukaryota, Metazoa, Chordata, Actinopteri, Atheriniformes, Melanotaeniidae.
AAACACAUGGUGGCCGUGAAACACAUUCUCCUCUUGUACACUGUGACAGAUUGGAGCAUUCAGGUGAAACUAAAGUAUUACAAAGAGAGAGGCCAGUACCUGUUCCAGUGGAAAAAAAAAAUGGAAAGUGAGAAAAGUUGUGGAGAGACAAGGAGACCUACUCCUAGGGAGAGAAGCAAGCCUAUCCCCAAGGAGAGACAAAUGCUGAGAAUGAAUAAGAACAAUGAACAAGGUGGAGAGACAAAGCCAUUACCUGAACGAAGACACACAGGACCCGGAGAAGGAAAAGAGGAAGAGAGUAAUGGAAGAAUAAAUGAGAGGGCUAAGCCUGUACCGAAAGAGAGGACUAGGCUUUGUUUUAGUGCUCCAGCUAACUGCAACACUAGCCCCUCUGUGUCUGUAGGUUCUGACACCUUUUUACCUCCUGUGCCCCCACGAAGUACUCUCAACUGCCCUCCACAACGCUUCACGUCUGCCUUGUGCCCCUCCCCACCUGCUCAAACCCCUGGCUCUCCAAAAUCAGACAGACAUUUGGUCGAAACUCCAGCAGUACAGUGCAGAUCUGCAUCCCUAAAUUCCACUCCCAUCAGCACCCCUGAUUCCACAGAAGCACCCCUCCACCCUUCUACCACCCAGUCUACCCAAACUAGGCCUCAGACAUUAGCCAUUCAGCCACUUGCCCAACGUUUGAGUAGUGAUUUAGGGGGAAAUGCUUCUCCCAUCUCCCCUGCUGCAUCCCCAAUUGAUGACAAAAAUAUUCCACCUCUUCCUCCAAAAGCAGGAGCAGGAAAUAAAGACCCGCCACCAAUCCCACAGCGGUUUCUUGCACAGUCUUCAAAAACUCACAGCCCACCUCCCACCAAGGCAGGAACUGAUGAUAUGCAGAAAGACCACACUCCACAGAUCCCACUUUGCACCAGGACACCCCAUACACAAGAAAACAACCAACAAUCAACUCUACCUGACCCGCAGCUGACUCUGCCUGCAAUGAGGAUCCUCCAGCCUCCCCGUUUGGGUUCAACUGAUGAUAAUUCUGAUGACUACGAGGAUCCAGACUUGUCUCACCCCUGUGUUCAGCAAAGAAACGAGGCAGAUAGGCUGUCUCCUAACCAGGAUAUGACCCUGCAAGUAGCCGGUCAUUCAAAGAAUCGCUACAGUUCUUUUUGCAGUGAUGAUGAACUGUUGGAUGAUGAUGAUAAUACCCUUUGGCAGGUUGAAGGUUUUAGCAGUCAGAAAGGAAGUUUCUGCCUACCACACACUGGCUGUUUGCCCGCACCCAUUAAAGACGACACCUCUCAGCUCUCUGCAGUUAUCAAGAUGGGCUGGCUGGACAAGAAUCCACCUCAGGGGGCUCUCUAUUACCAGAGAAGAUGGGUUAAACUAGAUUUUGACUAUCUGCGAUACUUUGACAAUGACAAGGAGGUGUACUCCAAGGGGAUCAUCUCAUCAGCAUUCAUAACUAAUGUAACCAGUGUGGGGGAGCUGAAGUUUGAAGUUGCCACAAGCAACCGAACUUUCAUCUUCAGGGCUGAAAGUGAAGCUGAAAGAAACAGUUGGGUAUCUGCACUGCAAGACUGCACCAGGGGGCGCCAACGACGCAGCACCAUGAGCCCUGGUUCACUGUCGAUGCCGGAGUAUCAGGGCUAUCUGGAACUCAGAGGAUUACGCUCCAAACUUUAUACUGUUGUUGCCUCAGAUAAAGUCUUCCUCUACAAAAAUAUGGAUGAUUAUCGUAUAGGAGUGGGUAUCACGUCUAUUGAUAUGAAUGUGGGAAAUGUUAAGGACUCUGAUCGUCGAAGUUUUGAUCUUACCACCCCUUACCGCAUAUUCAGUUUCAUAGCGGAGUCAGAGCAGCUGAGAGAGCAGUGGGUGGACGCCAUGAGGAAUGCCAUAGGUGAGGCGCUGUCCAAUAGCGAGGUAGCUGAGCAGAUCUGGGCGGAGCCUAGUAACAGUUUUUGUGCCGAUUGUGGAGCUCCCAAGCCGGAUUGGGCAGCGAUCAACUUGUGCGUGGUGAUCUGCAAACGUUGCGCAGGAGAGCACAGAGGACUGGGUCCUAGCAUCUCAAAGGUUCGGAGUCUGAAGAUGGACAAGAAAGUGUGGACAGAGGAGCUCAUUCAGGUUUUCCUACUGCUUGGCAAUGAACGGGUAAACAGCUUCUGGGCAGCUAAUGUCCCACCAAGUGAAGCUUUGACACCCUCUAGCUGCACUGAAGACCGACGACGCUUCAUCAGCAACAAAUACCGCCAGGGCAAAUACAGAAAAUACCAUCCUCUAUAUGGCAACCAGAGAGAGCUCAACAAUGCUCUUUGUAUUAAUGUGCAAUGCAGUGAUGUGCUGGACACAUUAAGCCUGAUUUUCUGCGGUGCAGAUGUGAAUUGUUCAACUGGUAUGGAAAACUGUCCCUCCCCUCUCUCCUUGGCCAGCGCACACUCACAACCCCUGCAAGCUGAAUUGAUCCGGCACAAUCUCAACACGGAUCUGCCACAAUCAGAGGUGGGUGGGGGAAUGGAUCUAUCACAUUACAAACCACCACCUUGUGUGUCUUACAAUGGCUUCCUGUUCAAAACUGCAUCCAUGGCUCGGGCCAUCACAGAGCGCAAGACCAAAGAAGAGUUCAGUCGUCGUUGGUGCACACUAAAUGAUGGUACCUUCAGCUAUUAUGAAAGUGACAAGAAUUCCAACCCUAAUGGAGCACUUAAGUCUUCAGAGAUAGUCUGUUUGGCUGUCGAUGCACCUGAAAAACAUGGGUAUGACUACACCUUUGAACUCUACUCAGAGUCUGAGCGUCUCUAUCUGUUUGGCACUGAUGACCCAGACACUCACAAAGAGUGGGUCAAGUCUAUUGCCAAGAACUUUAUCCCAGCCACAGCAGAGCCUUUGCUGAGACUGGGUUUCGAGCGGAUUGGGCGGCUGAAGUGUAAAGACGGCUUGAACCUACAAACAUCCAAAGUUGGAUGGUUUGCUUUGGUGGGCUCCACACUUCAUGCUUACCUGGAUGACAGUAAGGGAGAAGAGAUCCACCUUCGCAAACUAAAUGAACUCUCAAUUCAGCAAGAGAAUGAAGUGCUGGUCCUGGUGGAGAAAGGCAGAACUCUGUACAUUGAGGGAGAAAGGAAGCUGGACUUUGCUGGCUGGUGUUCGGCCAUCCAGGCAGCAGCAGGGAGCGGAGGAGACACGCUGAGCCAGCAACAGCUCACAGAGACGGACAUACCUAUCAUAGUACUCAGCUGCAUCGACUACAUCACGCAGUGUGGUUUGACAUCAGAAGGAAUUUAUCGCAAGAGUGGUGUGAACUCCCGUGUGGCAGCCUUGUGUGAAAGAUUUCGUCGUGACGCUCGCAGUCUUCGACUGAAAGACGGAGAGCAUCAGGUGGAUGAUGUCUCCAACACACUCAAGCGUUUCUUCAGGGAGUUAGAGGAGGGACUGUUCACUUCAAAGGAUGGCAGCACCUGGCUCAGUGUUGCUGGGAUUCAGGAUGAAAGAAAAAAGAUCUUUGAGUACAAACACCUGUUGAAAAAACUUCCUAGUGUCAACAAGGCUACACUACAAGCCCUUAUUAACCACCUUUAUUGCGUGCAGCGUUUUUCUGAGCUGAAUCAGAUGAACCUCCACAACCUGGCCAUAGUGUUCGGUCCCACUCUGUUCCAGACUGAUGGGAAGGACUACACUGCUGGCCGUGCCAUCGAGGACCUCAUAGAGCACUACACACACAUAUUUGAGGUGGAUGAGCAGCAGCUAAACAAGCAGCUGGAGGAAAUUAAAGCCAUUAUCCAAAUGCGAGAUAAACUCAGCACCAAGUUUCCUUCGCAUCAGAGAAGCGAGCGUGAUGGCCACUUCAUCUGUACAGUGUACCUGGAAGAAAAGAAGGACACAGCAGAGCAACAUGUCAAGAUCCCUGGUUCUAUGACAGCAGCAGAGUUAACAUGUGAGGUCUUGGACCGGCGUAACAUUCCAGUUAAAGACAAAGAAUACUGGAGCUGCUGGGAGGUCUGUGACAAGGAGGAAAUGGAACGUCCUCUGCAUUAUCAGGAGCGAGUCUUACCCAUCCUUCACUCUGUUGGAACUGACUCCCACCUCCUCAUCAAGAAACAUCCUGCCAUGGAUUCGAUGAUUAACUAUCUGUCCAGUAAAGCAGAUGUAUCCAAACACGGGAUGAUGAAAUUCAGGGAAGAAAGAAGCAUCUUGGGACUUGGGCUGCCCACUGGAAACUUCCACGACAGAUAUUUCAUCCUCAAUACCAGUUCACUCAGAAUGUAUAAAGAAGUCAGAAGUAACCGGCCAGAACGAGAUUGGCAAGUGAAAAACUUAAAGGUUUACCUAGGUAUCAAGAAGAAACUCCGUCCUCCCACAUGUUGGGGUUUGACAGUGGUGUAUGAGAGCAAGAAACAAGAGAAGCCAGAGAGACAGCAGUGGUAUCUCUGCUGUGACUCUCAGUCGGAAAUGAAGGAGUGGUAUGCUACAUUUCUUACUAUCCAGUAUGACGGCAACGUGUGGCCUCAGGAUGGACUCCAGCAAACCCGAGUGAGACGCGUGGUACCUGAUACCCGUCAUGGUAAUGUGUCACUGAUACCGUUGCGUGGAAGUGAGAAUGAGAUGCGGAACAGCGUAGCAGCUUUCAGCCAAGACCCGCUUGCUGUGAGUCAAUCUGCCAAUCACCAGGACUAAUCUAGGGAAAACCAGGGAGCUUGAUCUAGAGCUGCCAGCUAAUUAGAGACAUUCAUGCUGAACAGGUGGUUCAGACCCUCAACCUUGAUCCCUAUCGAAGAGUAGAACAACAUGCACACAUUGUUUACUAGUUUUGCAGUGCACUCUUUGGAGGACUGGUUUUUGAUAUUUCAAAUGUAGGACAAACUUCUGUAGCAGUUGGCUCCUUCAAUAAGUAGGACAUGAGUUGGGGGCUGCACCUGUACAGGAUCAAUACUCUCUAAUCCAUGAUUUCACUAUGAUUUUAAUGAUCAUGUCAGGAUCUGGGUUCUUUAACUAGAAUUUGAACUAAAAUAAGCAACAAGGUUUUUGACUUUGAAUCAUGUGUAUUUUCUUAUAGCCUGGACUAAAGAACAAAAACAAAAAAAUUCUCAUUUGUGUCUGGGCCUAAAAACGUAUAAGAAUCCAGACCAAUGUGACAGCAGACAGCAGCAUCUUUAUAUUGCAGCUCUUUUGGACUCAGAAUCAGGAAAACAGAACUACUGCCAAAACAGCUGGUGAAGGCCUGCAAAAGCUGGGAGAAACACAAAGAAUUACACAUUUGAAACGGACUUAUGCCAGCAGGCAACCUAUGGCUAGUGCUAUCACUGCUCCUAUCAGCUUCCAGAGCUGUACACUUAGAUGAAUUUGAUAAGGAAAACACUAUCGCUGUAGGUUUGCAGGAUUCUGUCUCAAGCACACUUGACUACAAAACAGACCUGUUCAACAGCAUCAUCAAAAUUUAGUCUAGCCAUCCAAAGCACUGCACUCUGUGCUCAGUCUUAGUGAUCUCUGAGAAAUGUUCACAAUGUGAAGCUGCUGCUGUCUCUUCCUGCCAUUUCCAAGCUAUUGCAUAAUACUCAUCAGUUUGCUCCAGACUUCGGUAGAGAAGAAUCCAGCUCAGCCUACUGGAACUUCCUCUGGUAAUAACAAAAAUCCAAGGUUACUGUGUUGUUGCCUUCCACAUAUUUUCUUUUGGUUGUCUGUUUCAGUGUAAUGACUGGAUGAUUUUGUGCGUGUGUGUGUUGGGAGUGUAAGAGGAGGUGUGAUUGCUUUGGUGAUGGGGCAGCAGGUGGAGGUGCAUUUAUGCAGGAUGUGUGGGUGUUUUGGGGCUGAUUCUCUUUGUAUUAAUAUGUCCAGUUUUCAGUAGGAAUUUAAUGCACAGAGCAUGUUUGCAUGACUUUGUAAGAUUCUCACUUACAGCUCACUUAAGACGUGCUCAUGUUGUAGAUGUAAGUCUUGAUAACCGUCCACUCUGCUUGAUGUGAAUCCAGUGAUGAUUGGUAUUUGAAUGUGACAGAUUGUCAAAUUCACACAGCUUCUUCCUCAUUUGUUCCUUGAACAAAUCUUAUCUAGAUUUAGUUGUGCUUAGUCAUAUUACUGUCAUCCCCCACCCAUUCUUUAUUUUCUUUAUCUUUCCCCUAUCUUCUUUGUCAUAAACCCACUAUUGUUUAUGUUACAGUUAUUUAGAGAUCUUCGAUAAUGCUUACAGCAGUGGAAACAGCAAGGUGGAUGGUGGGGCUCAUCAGAUGACCUCCGUUUAUUCCAGUGACUUCAUCCUGUGAUUGUACAGACCAGAGCGACAAAUGUUCAAUGCUCAAGAGAGCACAGACACGCAUAUUACAUGUGGAUUUUAACCUUAUGGUUCCACCUGGACCGAAAUUUGAGCCAACAACGGGAUUAUGUAAAACACAACCUGCACUGGUUUCCAUACACAGACGAGUUUUACUUGAUGCACAGAAGAUGCAGCUGGGAGCUUUGGCAUUAACAGAAAGAGACAGUGAUGGAUCACAAUCGUCUUCCAGCUUGUUGUGCAGCAUGUCUGCACCCAGCGUUCACCUGUUUCCACUGGUUACUGGAGUCAAAGAGACACUGCAAGAAACCUGUAUUUCCCCAGAGCAUCUGUUUAAAAAAACAACUGCAGUUAAAGUUAUUAUAGGCACCAACACUGGGUGCUUAAACAAUGUUAUUUUAAUACAGUUUGUCAUUUGUACCUGAAUCUGUUUUUUCUGUCCACUUUCAGUACUGUCGCUUGAGAAAUCAAUGGUAUAGUUAUGCAGCUUAGCACUGAACAGUUAUUAUGAAGCAAAGCUUUUACCAGAAGAGACCGAUGAGAUUUCAUCUGGACUGGGACUGAAACACGGCAGGUGAUGGGUUGAUAUCUGUUACUGUGCAACAGCUUGGUCAGAGCUGCAUAUUUGUGCUUGUCUGGUUGUCUGCAUACGUGUAGCAGCGUGCAUAACUAAUAAACAGAGGAACUGAACAUGUCACAUUGUGCUUGUUGGGAGAAGUAAAAGGAGAGAGUUGUGUUGAAACAAACUAAAGGCUUAAUAAUAUUUUAAUAGAUUUAAAACAUACACAGCCAAUAGUGAGGUGUUUCAAAAUCUAAGAUAAAAUAAGAUAAAUACUUGAUUUAUUGUCUUUAUUGUGAAUCAGAUAAAUUAGUAACACCUUAGGAAGAAGAUUUCAAACCCCAUUCAUUUAAAACAAGUUUUGUCUUGAAUAAUUUGUAGUAUCAUCUCAUCGUCACCUCCUCUCCUCAGUUUGUUUUAUUUUAAUACUAAAUGUCAUUAAUCAGCAGUAUUUCUAAAAUGUCAGAGUAUAAAUUUGAUUUAAGAAAUGUCUCUUUUUUCCAUUAUGCACACGUUAGAAUCUUUACAUUUAUAUUUUUAUAGUUCGGGGCACACAACCCUGUAAAAAUGUGUAAGCACAAGAUUCUCAUUAAAAUGCAUUAAAAUGUAUUUCAUUCCCUGUUUCUUUAUAUGCCAGGUUCAAAUGUGUAUAUAUUUGAAGGAUGAAUCAGUCAUCAGCCCAUUCUCACAAUGUUGUGUUGUUGCCUGGAUGCCAUCUGUAGGUUUACUAUUGUAAAGUUUUAUUUAUUUGGACAGCAGAUGACGCUAGAUGCUGCUCUGUCAUGCGUCUUUGUUUAACUUCCUGAUUAUUGUGAUUAUCUGUAAAAUGCUAGUUUAAACAAGCACAGCACCUAUGAAGAAUGUGUAUUUUUACAGAAUGAUGUAGUGUGUGUUUGUGUUAUUAACUGUCACCCAACCUCAACUGUAGUCGAGCAAGACAACCCUUCCUAUAGAAAGUCUCCACUCUGUUUGUUUACAACAUAAACAUAUAAUGGGACCACUGAUCAAAUGUUGGUACCAUUUUUUUAAAUGUCAAGUUUCUAUUUGGACCUUUUGGAUACAGUCGAUCAAACUGAAUUUCACAUUUGGGUUUCACAAAAAUUAUAGUGCUUUUCAAUAUUUGAGAACAUUUGGCUGCAGCCUUGACAUGUCUAUAACUGUUUCCAGUGUUUCAUCUGUGAGUAAUUUGGACAGACUUAAAUCAUCAAUGUUUUUUUUUUUUUUUUUUUUAAUCAUCAUUUCCAUCCAGAUGUCUUUGUCGCUAUAAUUGGUUGUGAAAUAAAGUCCAGCAGAGGUU